AUGGAUGUCGGUCCUAGUGAACGUCGAUCAGUAACAGCUUCGAACAGAAGACUCCGUGAAUUAGAGAGACGUGGACGUGGAUGUGGACGUGGACGUGCUCGAGUGCAUGAUGAUGACAUGCACAUUGCCAUGGAUGAUGAUCCUAUACAUGGGGCACCAGUUAUGGAUGAUAUUGCUAUGGAUGAUGACCCUAUUGGUGAUGGUGCUAACAUUGUUGAUGAAGAUAUCCUUACUCAGCCAUUUCCGGAAGAUCCAACUGGUCCAUCAAUCUUUAAAAGUUUUAAAAGUCAUGUUGCCGCAGCUAUUUGGAAUGGACUUGCACAAUUAGCUCGUUGCACAUACCGCCUUGUCAAUAAAAUUGUAGUGUCUAGUUUUGUUGAGAGAUGGCAACCAGAGAUAAAUACCUUCCAUUUGACUGUUGGAGAGAUGACUAUCACAUUGGAUGAUGUCGCCACUAUCCUAGGGCUUCCCAUUGUAGGCAAAUCUAUUAGCGUGUGUAAGUUGUCAGAAAGGCAGGCUGUUACAUUAGUAGUUAAUACCUUGGAAAUUGAUGAGCAAGAAGACAGACAUGAGAUGUCUACUGCUGGAGACAAUUCAGUGAGGCUUGAGUGGUUGAGGGCACAGUUUCAUAAUGUCACAGACAAUGAUUCAAUGGAAAGAAUUGCAUGUGCAGGUAGAGCAUACUUGCUAUUUUUUUUGGGUUGUACACUUUUUAGUGAUAAGACAUGUACUAGGGUCCCCGUUGUUUAUUUGAGUUUGUUGUCCGAUUUGACGACUGUAUCUUCAUAUGCUUGGGGUGCUGCUUCAUUGGCAUACUUAUAUAGGCAGUUGGGGUACGCUAGCAGGUCCGACGUUAAACAAAUAGCCGGUUACAUGACACUCCUUGAGGGGUGGAUUUACGAGCACUUUCGUGGAUUCCGACCACACUUGAAUAUGAAUUACACUCAAGACAUGCCAUAUGUUUACCGUUGGACUUAUCGGAGAGAGUGUGGUGAAGAGACACAGUUGCAGGCUUUUCGAGAGGAGCUUGAUAGGUUGGGUAUACAUGAUGUUAUUUGGGACCCGUACCAGAGUUGCAGAGAUGUCCAUCCAUGUCAUCCAGUUACGUUCUACCACAGUUGCCUAAAGUGUUUGGAAGUAGUUGGACCAUAUCACCCUGAUAGAGUGUUGAGACAGUUUAGCAGAGUGCAGACAAUCCCUAAUCCACCACUUGGCCCUAUGUGUGCUUCUCGAAGAGCCACAGCUCCACGCUACAAUGUUAUGUAUGCAUACUUGGACAUUAUUUUGGAGGCAUGGGACAACCAUGUGUUAUCUGAUCGGAGGAGGAGUACACCAGUACGGCAACCUUGGGAUUGUGUUCCUGGUUACAUGGAUUGGUACCAAACCAUUACCCAUAUGCACGUACAAAACACAUCGUGUCGUUCUCAAGUGGAUCCGAAUAUCCAUCAUUAUCAGUAUCCUAGCCAAUACACACAGCGUAUGUCACAGAUACAUCAGAUUACUCAUCCUUUCAUUGAGGCUUGCUAUGAGGACAGUGUUCAACAUCCUGAUAGGCUUUACUACGCAAUUGAUGCAAUCGAACAACUUCUUCAAGAUCAGCACAUUAGUGAAGCUGCGCCCAGCACAUUCACUCAGGGUCGAUCUGCACCCAGCUCUUCUGCUGCACAUCGUUUUGGAGCACAUUACACUCGCCGGUCACAUAGUUAA
Messenger RNA from Camellia sinensis, 1707 nucleotides. The record is from RefSeq and is a predicted model, not a curated record. Lineage: Eukaryota; Viridiplantae; Streptophyta; Magnoliopsida; Ericales; Theaceae.